Molecule: messenger RNA, 1843 nt
Organism: Coccomyxa subellipsoidea C-169
Lineage: Eukaryota; Viridiplantae; Chlorophyta; Trebouxiophyceae; Coccomyxaceae
Exons: 12
Coding region: 182-1843 (553 amino acids)
Biological process (GO): protein ubiquitination
Cellular component (GO): Cul4A-RING E3 ubiquitin ligase complex; membrane
Source: RefSeq, a predicted model, not a curated record
CGCGCAUCCUCGCAACUUCGAGCCUGUUUCCACGAAUUAUAGAAAGCCAGUCGAAUGAAUGGGGAAGUGCACUCCCGUACCGAAGUGUGAUUCUACGUAGUUUCCUCUAGGGCAACUGAUUUGUACCCCAGAGAGUGACAGAGGGCUACCUCCGCUCCUAGCUCGCUUUGCCAAUCUCAAGAUGGUAUCGAUGGGAAUGUCUCGAUGUCAAUCUGACAGAUGGGCUUGGAUCGCGGUACUGAACGUUGCUACACUCUCCCUCGGCUGUUAUUGGGCUCUGGGUCUGCGUCUGACAAGGACAGAAAGACUUCUCCUUGAGAUUUCGGAUGACACAAAGAGGGACCUGCAGCUCACUUUCCUAGAGGAUCCUGCUCGCAACAUUCCUGCCUUGGUACUGGCAGUUGUGGUUGGCGGAAUCGCCACAGCUGCUGGGGUGGGAGGCGGAGCCUUCUUUGUGCCCCUGUUCAACAUCCUCCUGCAAUUCAGUGUGAAGGGAGCCGCAGCGCUUUCACAGGCGGUGAUUGCGGGAGGGGCACUGGCAGGCGUGGGGGUGACGCUGCACAAGAAGCACCCCUACGACCCCAGCAAGCCGCUCAUUGAUUUUGACCUGGCGCUCAUGCUGCUGCCAGUCAUCCUCCUGGGAGUCUCAGUCGGUGUGCUGGCCAACCAGCUGUUCCCCAAUUGGCUGAUCACGGUGCUGUUGCUGCUGCUGCUCAUCUUCCUGACGCACAUGACCGUCAAGAAGGCGCUCAGCCUGCACCGCGCCGAGGUCCUGUACAAGGCCGAGCAGGCCGCCGACACCUGCAGCAGCGCGCGUGCCAAAGCCGACAGCUCCGAGGGCCACGCGUCCGCGAGUAGCGCACAGCAGCAGGGGGACGCCGCUGCGCGCGCGGCGGUCUUCUGUGAAGCCGGCUCCAGCAGUGACGGCGCACUGGAGGGCGGCGCCGGGGACGGCCGGGGCAAGGCGGCCGCGGGCACGCAGCUCAGCCACGCCUGCGCCAGCCUGGAAGUGGAGCAGCCGGUGGUCAGUGGUGCUCGCGCCCGCACCCAGAUCGUGUCCACGGAGGUGGGGCACAUGAGCGGUGACGAGGGAGAGCACGAUGAGGAUCGACAGCAGGAGCACCGUUCUGUGCGGAGCCAGCCGGCCACCUGGCUCCAGGUGGUGGUGCUGCUGGGCUGCUGGGGCAUCUUUGUGACGUUCCAGCUGCUGCUCAGCCGCUGGCCGCACUGCAGCGGCCCGUACUGGGCCAUCUUCGCCGUCCAGGCCGGCCUCUGCCUCAUCGCCGAAGUCGCCUUCCUGCGCCUGGUGAGUGCCCGCAAGCAGCGCAGCCAGGAGAGUCGGCUGGAGCAGCCGAUGCUGGCGAGCGUGUACAAGGAGGCGCCCGCCUGGACGCUGCCGCGCCUCAUCCGAUCCGCCAUCAUCACCCUCCUUGCCGGCUUCAUCGCAGGCCUGCUGGGUAUCGGCGGCGGCAUGAUCGUGAAUCCGCUGCUGCUGGAGUUUGGCACACACCCGCACGUGGCCGCAGCCACCUCCACCCUCAUGGUACUGUUCUCGUCCUCGUCAGCAGCGCUGUCGUUCGGCUUCUCGCACCUGCUGAACGCGCAGUUUGCGCUGGUGUUUGGGCUGUGCUGCAUGGCCGCGUCCCUCAUCGGCGUACUGAUCGUCUCGCGCAUCGUCGAACGCUCCGGCAACGCCUCCAUCAUAGUGUUCCUGCUGGCGCUGGUGAUCGCGACGGGUGCAACGCUGACAGCGGCUUUUGGCGGCCGCUUUGCAGUGCAGGAUCUGAUCCACCACCGCAGCAUCGGCUUCAGCAGCCUGUGCGCUGGCUCAUCCUCCAGUUGA